Messenger RNA from Copidosoma floridanum, 1411 nucleotides. It is a transcript of the gene Hat1, whose product is annotated as histone acetyltransferase 1. Lineage: Eukaryota; Metazoa; Arthropoda; Insecta; Hymenoptera; Encyrtidae. Gene Ontology annotation, cellular component: nucleus. The record is from RefSeq and is a predicted model, not a curated record. Gene Ontology annotation, biological process: subtelomeric heterochromatin formation. Gene Ontology annotation, molecular function: histone binding; histone acetyltransferase activity.
CUAUAUUUACACACAUCUCAUUUCGCUUUGGUGCGAAUAUUAGGCCCGUUUUUCUUUAAACAACUGUUCUCGCAAAAUUGGAUUUUUAAGAGUCAUGGAUGAUAAAAUAGCUGAACUUAAACCUUACAUUUGUAGCAGCAAUGAUGCUCUGGAACUUAAGCUGGUUCGUCAUGUCAGAGACUUGGAGGACGAGACAACCACAUUUAAGCCAGAAAUGUCUCAUCAAGUAUUUGAAAAUGAAACGAUAUUUGGAUACAAAGAUCUGAAAAUACAACUGUAUUAUGCAGCUGGAAAUUUAGAAACAUAUUUAGGUAUGACUUAUUCAGAAAAGGUGGAUAAGACUCUAACGGAUGGCGUUGAACCUGAUGAGGUUUUAAAGAAUGUUGCUGAAAAAUUAGAUUCUAAGUUUCACACAAACAUUGAUUCAUUUGCACAAAGUCUCGACAAAGAUUUAGUUUUUAAACCCGAAGGAGAAUUGUUAAGCAGUGUCUCAAUCGAUGAUGAUGGUGAAACCCGACGGUUCGAAAUUUAUAAAUCUUCUAUAAAGUCUGCAAAAUUUAAGGAACACCAUUUGCGUUUGCGAACAUUUCUGCUAUGGUACAUUGAUGCUGCAAGUUUUAUUGAUGUUGAUGAUGAUCAAUGGGACUAUUUUAACAUGUAUGAAAGGAUCAAGAUGGAUGCAGAUAAUUCUGUGCGUUAUGCUACAGUUGGUUUUGCAACUGUCUACCUAUAUUAUGCUUUUCCUGAACAUAUCAGACCUCGUAUAGCUCAAGUUUUAAUUUUACCACCUUUUCAAGGUAUGGGGUUGGGUAACCACUUACUAAGAGGUGUUUAUCAAGAGUAUAUGAAAAAUGAACUAGUCAAAGAUAUUACAGUUGAAGAUCCUUCAGAAGAUUUUCAACGUUUGAGAGACUACGUGGAUUGCACGAAUUGUUGCACAUUAUCAAGUUUUUCCAAGGAUAAAUUAAUGCAAGGUUUUAAUGAAGCCAUGGCUACUGAAGCACGUAAACAUUUUAAAAUCAACAAGAAACAAGCCCGCAGAGUCUAUGAAAUCUUGAGGUUGAAAGCUACAAAUUUGCAUAAUAGUGAUGAGUACCGUAGUUAUCGCUUGGAUAUUAAAAAUAGACUAAAUAUUCCAUACAAAAAAGAGGAAAAUGAUCAGAAAAAAUUGGAAUUAGCAAAGAAAUCUAAAGAAGGAAGCUCCGGACUUAGUUGUAUUUCUCAAAAUGAAAAUCGUAUUCAAGUUCUUGAAAAAGAAUAUCGUGAUUUAGAAGAUGAAUAUUGUAAAGUUAUCAAAAGAUUGGAUGUAUUGUGUUAAUUUAAGAUUUAAUUUUGCUGUACAAAAACAUAGAUUUUUAAAAUCACCGAUUAUUUGCAUUUUUAAAGUGUAAUUUAAGUUUGAAACGCUUAA